GCUCCAUACCAUUAGAACUGCACCAGUUAACGAUGUUAUUUAGUGAGCAUUGCAGGGCUUUACCUGAAUGAACCUUAUCAAAAAUCUUUAUGUCAUCAGCAUAUAUGAGGAAGUUUGGUUCAGCAGGAUGCUGUGGGUGGCGAUUCUCCUCUUAGGGGCCUCCUUGGUUUCAGCUCUCAUAGAUAACAUUGGCCCCUGUGACGUCACGGUUAUUACUGAAGGCAAUUUCAGCUUAGAACAGUUUUCAACAGAAAACAAUGGUAUCUGGACUUACGUCAAGGUUCCAUCCACAGAAAGUACCGAAUACCUUGAGUCAAUGAUCUAUACUAUUACACCAACUGAAUGCUACGGACAGUAUCACGUAAUAAUUUAUUACAAAAACUAUGGUGAUCAGGAAUACAAACUGUUCACUGAUGAGGACGCUUUUGACUCAACUAACGGACACAUAACUUCAAUUACAAGAGGGGAGCCGAGAAUUGUACUAAGAAUUUAUUUCCUAAAGUACGUGCCUGGCAGGUACGUCUAUUUCUACAUCUGCAGUGAUGGAGGAGGUGAGAAAAACGUGGACUAUAGAUACGUAAUGGCUCACGGACCUUUGAGCGAUGAUGACAAGUCGGACAUACAAUGCCUGGAAGAACAGUUCCAAUUUUCUGGAGUUCUAAAAGACAUCUAAAAGUGUGCAUUAUUUACACCAAGUUAGUAUAUAUGUAAUACUUGUAUCUUUUGAGGAAAUAUGUUCAUUAAAACUAUCAAUUCAUA
Messenger RNA from Homalodisca vitripennis (glassy-winged sharpshooter), 759 nucleotides. RefSeq lists its product as uncharacterized. The record is from RefSeq and is a predicted model, not a curated record. The transcript is spliced from 6 exons. Lineage: Eukaryota; Metazoa; Arthropoda; Insecta; Hemiptera; Cicadellidae. The coding region runs from base 68 to 673 and encodes 201 amino acids.